CUGCGCCGUCUAUUCAUCGUCACCCCAGAAUGGAGUCAACGACCAAGAUGGGGCUUCUUACUGCCUGCUCCACAGGGAAUACGGAACGCUCUAGAAACUCCAUGGAAGCCACCACCUCGCUUCUUGCGGCUUUCGUUGUGGGGACAAGGCCAUUUACCUCAUCUGGAGUGGAUAUCUUACACGACCUCUACGUGAAGACCACACUACAGUAUGAGGUUGCGCUGCUUUUUGUCUAA
Trichoderma atroviride IMI 206040 is the source of this 236-nucleotide messenger RNA. NCBI's taxonomy places the organism in Eukaryota, Fungi, Ascomycota, Sordariomycetes, Hypocreales, Hypocreaceae. The record is from RefSeq and is a predicted model, not a curated record.